Plutella xylostella (diamondback moth) is the source of this 1881-nucleotide messenger RNA. Its product is annotated as glucose dehydrogenase [FAD, quinone]. The record is from RefSeq and is a predicted model, not a curated record. Gene Ontology annotation, molecular function: oxidoreductase activity, acting on CH-OH group of donors; flavin adenine dinucleotide binding. Lineage: Eukaryota; Metazoa; Arthropoda; Insecta; Lepidoptera; Plutellidae.
AUGUCCACGAAUCUGACGGGCGGGCUGUGCCAGCUGUGCGACGGGACGGUGGAAUGCGCGCCGACCGCCGUGUUGCUGGUCGCGCUCAUACACACGCUGUACGGACACAUCGGCACGGAGCCAGAUUACUUCGGCCAGCCAAGAGACCAGGGGAUAGAGGAGGAGGAUAAUAUUGAGCGGGGCAGGACAUCUCGUGUAGAGAAGCUGCUCCAGUACGGGGGCAGCGCUCGCUGGCGGCAGCAGCCGGAGCCGGCGCCCGAGUACGACUUCAUCGUGGUGGGCGGCGGCACCGCCGGCUGCGUGCUGGCCAGCAGACUGUCGGAGAACAAGAACUGGAAGGUAUUGCUGCUAGAAGCUGGUCCACAUCAACCCAAAAUGACUUUGAUCCCAGCGCUCACAGCCGAGUUCAAGUCCUCAGCCAUCGACUGGCAGUAUCACAUGAGACCUAAGAAGGGGUUUUGCCAGAACCAGGUGGACGGGUGCGAUGUGGUCCAAGGAAGGGUCCUUGGAGGGACCUCAUCUAUUAAUGAAAUGGCCUACAUGCGAGGUAGCCCUGCUGACUACGACGCGUGGGCGCUGGCAGGCAACGAGGGCUGGAGCUACAGCCACAUCCUGCCAUACUUCAAGUACUCCGAGGGGAACUACGACAAAGACAUCUCCAAAAACCAUUACUACCACUCGACACAAGGACCUCUCGACGUCGGCAGAUACCCGCAUGUUGACGACAAUGUCGAUAUUCUACUGGGAGCAUUUAAUGAGAUGGGAUACAACUAUACAGAUAUAAACGGUAAAAACCAGCUGGGAUUCAUGAGAAUUCAAACAACCAGCUACUUUGGAGAAAGAGUCAGUACAUACACUGCGUUCAUAGAACCAAUACAAAUCAUAAGAAACAAUCUCGUUAUUAUCACAGAAGCAUUAGUCACUAAAGUAAUAUUUAAACAUACUCAAAAUACCAUGCGCGCUGUUGGCGUAGAAUACAUGAUGAAUGGUACAAUAUACAAGGCUUUAGCUACUAAAGACGUAAUUGUAAGCGCUGGCGCUAUAAAUACACCAAAAUUAUUAAUGCAAUCAGGUAUCGGGCCCAAGGAAUACCUGGAUUACCUGAACAUUCGGAUAGUGCGUGACCUGCCGGUGGGGGCUAACUUUCACGACCAUGUGUCAGUGUGUUUGCCGAUCAUCCGGCUCGGGAAGACUGCAACUGCGGAGACGUUUGUAGAGAAAUUGCGAGACAUCACUACUUACUACGGGAAAGGAAUCGGUCCGUUGUCUGCUAACUUCCAGGUGCUGGGAUUAUUUAAAAGCAAAUACAGUGACGUGCCAGGAGCCCCUGACAUUGAGAUUCGCUUCAAAGGUCACGACUCACACAUGUACUACGAUAGGAUGGACAUGUGUGUGUCCCUGCUCACACCGAACAGCCGUGGUCAAGUGGUGCUCAAUGCUUCGGACCCUGUGUUCGGAAAGCCCUUGAUAUAUCCCAACUUUCUGAAAGAUCGUCGAGAUGAGGAAAAACUAUUAGAAGGAAUACAAAUUGCAAUCAGUCUUUUCGACACAGAAGUUUUCAAAAAAGCUGAAUAUGAAUUCGAUCCAAGAUUAAUACUCAAUAAUGAAUGCAAGAACGAUAAAAGAGCUACGGAUGAUUUUUGGUUAUGUAUAGUGAAACACUUCUCGGAACCUAUGCACAAUUAUGUUGGGACAUGUAAAAUGGGUCCCCCGAGUGACCCGGCCGCUAUCGUCGACGACCACCUGAGAGUCUACGGGGUAGAGAGGCUGAGGGUGGUCGAUGCCUCAGUUGUACCGAAAAUCCCGAGGGGCUCAACGCUAGCUCCUGUCAUCAUGAUAGCUGAAAAAGCGAGUGAUAUAAUAAAAACAUCUUGGUACUAA